GAGGAGCGCAGAGGAGCACAGUGGUGUGCGUUACCAAAGUUUUCUGUUGGGAGCGGGAGGUGCAUCAUUUUGAGCGUUUCUUGACUGUCGAAGAGUUUGUGUUUUUUCCGAGGGACACAAUGGCACAUUUCGACCCAACAAACAUCAAAUCCCUCAAAGCAAUUGUUGAUUAUUGCACACGCUCAAGCAGUGAGUCUGCAACGGAGGAGUCAGACUCUGAGGCUGAGGAGAUGUUUGUGGAGGGCCAGGAUAUUCUUCUGGACAAACACACCGCAGAUCAAGACUCUGAUGGGGAGAGGGAGCCGGAUACCUCCUCUGCCAGUAAGCGGUGUAGAGUGGAGCAGCAGGAGAGCAGCUCCCCAGGAGAGGACCCCCCCCCUCCAACUCGCCGGAGAAGUAGAAGACUAGAGAGAGGGAGAGGAAGAGGAGAAAACGGUGAUGGUGGAAGCAGCAGCAGUCAACCUGGGAUGUCAGCCACCCCAGCUGGAGAGAGAUGGAAUGGUGUAGACACCCCGGACAUUACGCCACCACAGCCCAUCUUCAGACCCAGAAACGCACCUGGGCCCAAGCUCAUCCUCACAGCUUCAUACACCCCCCUGGAGCUGUUUAACUUAUUUUUUACCAACUCGGUGUUAGACACAAUAAUUCGGAACACCAAUAUACAAGGCUCCACACACCAUACAGCCAACCACCCCUGGUCUGACAUCACACUGCAGGACAUGUUUUCAUUCAUGGCUCUGAUUAUUUACAUGGGUGUGGUGAAGUGCUGUUGCUUCACAGAUUACUGGCGAGGGGGGAACCUGUACAGUUUGCCGUUCCCAAAACUGGUUAUGACUGGGAGGAAGUUUCUGAUGAUCACCGGGUCCCUUCAACUGAAUAGCCCAGCGGCGGUUGAUGCCAACGAGCUGAAGAAAGGCACAGCAGACUACGACCGCCUCUGCAAAAUCAAGCCACUCUACGAUGAGAUGAGGGAAGCCUGCAUGAGGAACUACCACCCUGGCCAGGAAAUGUCCAUCGAUGAGAGGAUGGUUGCCACCAAAGCACGUACUGGAUAUAAGCAAUAUACGAAAAAAAAACCUGCGAAGUCAGAGUGCAAGCUCUUUGUUUUGACAGACUCAAAGAACGGCUACACAUGGGACUUUUUCGUGUAUGGUGGGAGGCCCCUGGGAAAUACCGGCAGGGGACUCGGUUAUGAGUCGGUGAUGGCGCUAAUGGACACGCCGAUUCUCGGCACUGGCUACAAGCUGUAUGUGGAUAAUUUCUACACAAGUCCUACCCUUUUCCGGGACCUCCUCCAGAAGAAGAUCUGGGCUUGUGGAACCAUCCGGACCAACAUAAUUGGCUUCCCAAAGACAGAAGACAACAGCCUGGAUUCCAAAUCUCCCCGUGGCAGCAUACGCUGGAUGAGGAAGGACUCCCUCCUUUUCAUCCAGUGGAGAGACACGGGGGAUGUCUUCAUGUGUUCAGCACUCCACACCGCCCAUUCAGAGGACACAGUGCGCAGGAGGGUGAAGAGUGCAAAUGGGCAGUGGACGGUGAAGGACGUCUCUGUGCCACCAUGUGUGAAGGAUUACAGCAGGUGCAUGGAUGGAGUGGACCUGUCGGAUGCCCUGAUAGGCUAUUACAAGGUCCUCCACAAGACCCGGACGUGGUACAAGACCUUUUUCUUUCACUUUAUGGACAUUGCCAUUAUAAACGCCUUCGUCCUGCACAAAGCCAUCGCCACUGGAAAAGGACAGAAGCCGAUGAAUCAGAAGGCUUUCAGGGAGACCCUCGUCGAGCAGCUGGCACAGGUGGGCUCUCCUUCCACAACCAGACCCGGAUCGCCUCCUCCUCCACCCAGCUCACAUCACAGGCCAGUGUACAUCACUGGGAACAGCACGGAAGGGCGGUUGAAGUGCAGGCAGUGUCACGCAAAAACACCACUGAAGUGCGCCUCCUGUGGCGUGCCUCUGUGCUUUGUGGCGGGGCGGGACUGCUACAAUGACUGGCAUGUUGCCAAAAACCUAUGAGGAUGUUAGGGAGGGACAAUGUUCACUCAGGGACUAGUGUUUUUGUAAGUAGUUCAUGUUUGCUGUGGGCUUUUAUUUAUUUAGGAUAUGCACUUUUUUUUAAAUUUAAUUUUUAAUUGGAUUUAUUCAUGUUCAGACAAAAAAUACCAUGCACAAAGUUCAAUAAAGCAAAAGUUUGUGCUUCA
Messenger RNA from Cottoperca gobio, 2197 nucleotides. Its product is annotated as piggyBac transposable element-derived protein 4-like. Lineage: Eukaryota; Metazoa; Chordata; Actinopteri; Perciformes; Bovichtidae. The transcript has 3 exons. The record is from RefSeq and is a predicted model, not a curated record. The coding region runs from base 120 to 2012 and encodes 630 amino acids.